AUGGGCACCUUCACCAAAGCUGGCACCAUGACCAACAUCAGCCACAGGUUGCUCCAUCUCAGCAUCAACCUGCAUGUGGGCAUGUUCAUCCUGGCAUGCCACAAGCUGGGGUGGAUUGCACAGUACAAAGUCAUCCCCAUGUUCAAGCUCUACAUGGUCAAAAAGGAGGGCAACAAGUUCCAGCACAGCUCUUCUGCCCCUCCCUUGCUGAUUGUUGCCCUGCUCAACCCUGAGUUCAAAGAGGUGGCCCAAUCCUGA
Messenger RNA from Acanthamoeba castellanii str. Neff, 258 nucleotides. RefSeq lists its product as uncharacterized. Bases 1 to 258 code for a protein of 85 amino acids. The transcript is spliced from 2 exons. Lineage: Eukaryota; Discosea; Longamoebia; Acanthamoebidae. The record is from RefSeq and is a predicted model, not a curated record.